AUGCGAGUCCUCCAGUCGCUCUUCGAGCGUUCGUCCCGAGAUAUUCUUCGACACGUGGAAAUGUAUGCUGGUCGGUACAACCUCACGGUGCCUCUAAGCAACACGGACCCUACUUCAAUUGAUGCAGCCACAGUGACUUUCUUAUCUGAGCUUGCACGACGGUCACGCCUAAACUUACCAAGUUUCGUUCGACUGGUUCGUGGACAAGACGCUCACGAUCCGCGCCCUAAUAAGGCGCUGUACGAACUUGCUGAGCCAGCCGACCCCACCUAUCACGACGUUUACAGGCGUUGGAAUGCCAUUGUCCGAGUCCGGCGACACAUCGCAAAAGGCCAAACGGAGGGCCGAUAUCUCAUUCUGGACAAAGCCAUGCUGGAAACAUGGCCUGAGGUUUUCAUUAGUCCGAUCGGCACAGUCGGCAAAGGUGAAGAAGACAUCCGUGUCAUCAAUGACUACGCUUAUCCGCGGGGAGCGUCCGUGAUCGACUUCACUGACAGAGAUAACUUCCCACGGAUCAGCUACAACCCGCCUCGCGACAUAGCGCGACGCAUUCAUGACCUACGAACCGAGCAUCCUCCCGUUGAGGUUCUGCUCCUGCUCGGAGACGUCUCCGGUGCUUUUCGGCACGUACCGAUCAGCGAAAACAGCGUACACAUGUUCGCUUUCCUGUUUGAAGACUACGUGGUCUUUGAUCUAUCGUGUGGAUUUGGGUGGUGUGGUUCACCAGCAUUUUACUCUCUGGCAGGGUCUGUCAUCAAUCACUUGUACGAGCCCUCGAGACCUGAGGGUGGAGCUCCUCUGGACAGGGAACCGUUUGGAGGCAACGUUUGGUGUGAUGAUCACGCAUGUGUGGAGAGAAAUGUCGGCUCGCGCUGCAAGGAUGCUGAAGUAGCCCUGCGGAGAUCAAUGAUAACUGUACUUGGGCCGAAUGCUAUCAAUGAGGAGAAAUUUACCUCGUGGCAGACAACUGGCAAAGCGCUCAGUCUUUUGUGGGAUACCGUCAACGGUACCGUAUCGAUACCGACUGAGAAGCUGCUGAAGGCGCAGCUCCGCGUUCACGCGCUGCUUCAGACAGCUUAUGCUUCCAAAUCUGAUCUCAACAAGCUCCUCGGGAGUCUACGCCACGUAGCUGCGUGCUUUCCGGCUGCUCGUUCCUUCUACCAACGACUUCAUGCGUCCGCUGUCGGUAUGCAUCCUGGAAGCAAACGCCAAUUAAAUGAAGACGACCGCGACGACCUGUUCUGGUUUCGUGCGGUACUUUUGAAUGGGGACCGGUUCAACAAGAUCCCUGUCGUUCAGUUCGCCGGUAUUGCAACACCAACCGUGCACAUCUUCAUGGACGCGUCGGACACCGGGUUGUGUGCUCUAGAACCCACGAGACUUGAGUAUAUUCGGGUGAAAUUCACUGACGCUCAGAAGCUUGACCUGCGUAAGGAGCCUCGUGUCAAUUCGAUCAACGUACGAGAACUUCAGAGUGCCGUAUUGGCUGCUCUGUACUGGGGUCAAUAUUGGAAACAGGAUGCAGAACUUGGCCCGACGUACGUCUGCUUCCACAUCGACAACUCAAGUGCGGUGGCGUGGGCUAACCGUCGAAGUGCCAGAAACCCCGCUGCCCAGCUCUUGAACAGACUGCUGUCUCUGGCUGAACUACAAUACCGUGUCGUUUUCACGGCGGAACAUGUCCCCGGAAUCGAUAACAUCAUGGCUGACGCCGGGUCACGUGAACGUCUGUCAUCCAUUCGACGAUCUCUCAACCGUGUGGGCGCUAUGCUGUGCCGACAAGCCCUGGCAGGCACUACCAACACCAAGUAUCAAGCAAUCUGGAAGCAGUGGACCAAGUUCUCGCGCAGGAUGGGAUGA
This is a messenger RNA of Phytophthora nicotianae INRA-310, 1860 nucleotides long. RefSeq lists its product as hypothetical. The transcript has 3 exons. The coding region runs from base 1 to 1860 and encodes 619 amino acids. The record is from RefSeq and is a predicted model, not a curated record. NCBI's taxonomy places the organism in Eukaryota, Oomycota, Peronosporomycetes, Peronosporales, Peronosporaceae.